Messenger RNA from Jatropha curcas, 1105 nucleotides. RefSeq names its product Chaperone DnaJ-domain superfamily protein. NCBI's taxonomy places the organism in Eukaryota, Viridiplantae, Streptophyta, Magnoliopsida, Malpighiales, Euphorbiaceae. The record is from RefSeq and is a predicted model, not a curated record. Gene Ontology annotation, cellular component: nucleus; cytoplasm.
CAACCAGAAAAUUCCCCGCAAAAACAAUUUGGAGGGUAGCCACUAGCUACUAAUAGCGGACCGCUAUUUAGCCUCAUUACGCACAAAUCUACGCGGCACGCCGAUUCCUACACACACACGUCAACCACCGCAUGACCAACAAACCAACAGACCAGCGAUUUUAUCCCCUCCCGCACUCGACGCUAAACUAACGACCUCCGCUCCUUCAACGCCUAAUCCAAAGGGAAUAACAUGAUGAUUUGGGAGGAUUUUCCGCCGGACCAAACCCAAACCCAAGACCAAGAGCAAGACCGAUACCAAUACCAAUACGAAGACUCGCAUCUUAAUUUCGAUUUCCUUUCUCUAGUCUCCAAGCCGAAGGACUACUAUAAAAUACUGGAAGUGGAAUAUGAUGCUAGCGAUGACGCAAUUCGCUCCAAUUACAUACGUCUGGCGCUGAAAUGGCAUCCGGAUAAGCAAAAAGGCCAGGAUAGUGCCACUUCUAGAUUUCAAGAGAUAAACGAGGCUUACCAGGUUUUAAGUGAUCCUGUCAGAAGGAGAGAAUAUGACACGAAAGGGAUGACCCAUGUCUAUGAUUAUAACAUAAUUGAUUAUCUUAAUCGGUACAAGGGCCUGAUAUUAACAUGCAAUGGCCUUGGGAUCAGGCAUUCUGUCUGGUAACCUAAAUAAUCAGCUAUGCAUGUGCAGAGCUGCUGCAAGUUCUCCAUACAUUGUACCCAAGUAAAUCCACGCUGAGUCUCCUUUCGCUGGCAGCACCUCGAGUUGCGAAUAGCAGUACAGUCUAGUGCAUAUGUAUAUAUGGCAGAAAAUGAUACUUAAGUUUAACACCUUAUUCCUGCUGGUUCCUCCCUUGUAAGGGUUGUGAUUUUGGUUUGGACAGUCGGGAGUGGUGAUUUGUAGUUUUAUUGGCAAACACCUGCAAGCAAGUGAAUGUUUGAUCUUCAUGCAAAUCUUUGAAAAAAAAUUCUAAAAAUAUUAGUAAUAACGAGUCUGCCUAUAGAUUGGGAUAGAAUUAUAUUUUCUCAACCCCACUCUGAGAUGGAACCUGAAAUUGAUUGUGGAGAGAAUUUAGAUAAUUAAUUCAUUUUAGUUGUCGGUAUUCUCA